CGGUGGGGCACUUUGUCUUUCUCGCCUGAAACCAUUUCCCCAAAUCGUCAAUUCUUCUCUCUUUUUGUUGUCGCAAAGACUUCAACGUCCCACCAAUAAACAGCACCUUCUUCCUCUUUUCUUACUCUCUAUACCAACCGUAAACCGACAAAAUGGGUGGCGCUGACAGAGCUGGUGGCAAGGCCAAGCCCCUCAAGGCUCCCAAGAAGGACAAGAAGGAGCUCGAUGAGGAUGACAAGGCUUUCCUCGAGAGGAAGAAGGCCGAGGAGAAGGCCCGCAAGGAUCUCGCCGCCAAGGCCGGCGGCAAGGGCCCGCUCAACACCGGUGCCCAGGGCAUCAAGAAGUCCGGCAAGAAGUAAAGAAUAAAAAUCCAUCUAUCUUCAUUACCACGAACCGAACCGGACCGAACCGAACCGCACAGACAAUAGGAACGGACGGAUAAGAUGGACGGAUGAACGGACAUGGAGAAGCAGAAAGGAAAGUGCAGUGUUGUUACACAACGGCGUUUUUACAGAGCAAAAGGGUUUAACGGGAUGUUUUUUGCGUGUCUUCCAGAACGCAGUCUUCCCUUUAUUGAUGAGUUAGAGCAUGCAGCGAGGAGCGACAAAAGAUGGGAUACCAAAUGGGAAUAUAUAUGAAUGGCACGUACAGUUUUGGGUAUAUUUCGCGUGUUUUUGAUAUUGGUGUGACAUGUGUUGUGUGAUGUGUUGGUGUUGGUGUCGAGCGUUUAUACUUAGCCAACCGAGGUGGUUAUUUGUUCGAUGUGGCAUUGAUCCUCCUCUGUUACAACUUUGGGAACACUCAAUGUCCAUCAACGAAUUAGUAUACAAGUAUAAAU
Messenger RNA from Neurospora tetraspora, 838 nucleotides. Its product is annotated as translation machinery associated TMA7. The transcript has 4 exons. The record is from RefSeq and is a predicted model, not a curated record. Bases 153 to 359 code for a protein of 68 amino acids. Lineage: Eukaryota; Fungi; Ascomycota; Sordariomycetes; Sordariales; Sordariaceae.